Molecule: messenger RNA, 4105 nt
Organism: Schizophyllum commune H4-8
Lineage: Eukaryota; Fungi; Basidiomycota; Agaricomycetes; Agaricales; Schizophyllaceae
Exons: 11
Coding region: 52-3813 (1253 amino acids)
Molecular function (GO): protein binding
Source: RefSeq, a predicted model, not a curated record
UCGACGUCGGCUGGCUUCGCGCGUGCACCUUACUUCCUAUAAGCGCCUACCAUGGACGUCGGCACAGGCAUUGCCAUCGUCGACCUCACUGCGAAGAUCCUCCUGGCGCUGAAGAAGUACGCGAGCUUCGUGAAGGACGCCAACACGGAACGCGCGCGCCUAGCCUCUGAGCUAGCAGAGAUUGAAUGCGUCCUCGCCAAGAUCAAGAGCCAUCUCGAGGAAAGCGAGGGGAAACCCGGCUUUGAGGUGGUCGAAGCGAACCUGCGGACGCUGCUCGGCGAUGGCGGGUCGGUCGCGCUCUACGUAGCGAUGCUGCGGGAGCUGCUAAGCAAGCUGGACAAGGGCUCGAAGAAGAUGCGCUUGCGCGCCAAGCUGAUGUGGCCGCUGCGCGAGGGGAAGAUGAAGGACCUGCUGCAAAAGAUCGGGCACUAUCGCAUCCACUUUAUCAUGGUGUACGAAUUGAUUGGGAGCGAGCGACUAGCACAGGUGGCGGCUACUGUGGCGUCCAUCUCGGAGGAGCAGACACGCGUCCGGGAGGAGCUAAAGGGGAAGGAGAAGCGGCGAGCGCUGGAGGAGGAGCAGCGCAAGCACGAGAAAAUGCAAGAGGACAUCAUCAAGUGGCUCAGACCGGUCAACAACGGCUUGAAGCACGCGAUAGUGGCGGAGUCGCGCCAAGAGGGGACGUGCGGCUGGCUGUUUGACCAUCCUGUAUACCGUCGGUGGAUCGAGCAAGAUUGUGGCCUGCUCUGGAUGCACGGAACUCCCGGGUAUGGGAAGACUACAUUAGCGUCCUCAGUCAUCGAAUGUAUACGCCAAGACUCGCCUCACAUAAUGAACUACCAUUACUGCGACUUUCGAGUCCCUGACAGCAUCAAUCUGACGUCCAUUCUGCGCACCUUGCUAGCUCGCCUCGUGCGGCGCGCGCCUCUUGGACUCGAUGAGCUCCGGCAGCUUCAUCGUCGGAUGAAGUCUGGCGAGCCGCCCCUCGUUGUGGACGAGAUGGCGCGCCUUCUUUGCACAUUCUCUGGCCUCUUGGCGAGCCAGGUGGUCCUGGUAGAUGCUCUCGACGAAUGUCACGACAUCGCCGGCCUCAUAGCGCAACUGCGUCGUUUGUCCGGCAUCAAGGGCGUGCAUGUCUUCGUCACAAGUCGCUCCGAGCACCGUAUCGCUACGCUCAUGCACGACGAAGAGUUCUCUAUCUGCCUCAUGGAGGAGCGCAAGGCGCUCGAAGGAGAUAUCGAGCGCUACAUUGCUAGUCGCCUGGCUUGCCGCUUUCAGCUCGCGCGUUCUUCUCCCGAUCUCCUGGAUAAUGUCAAGUGCGAACUUCUCGCGCGAGCAAACUGCAUGUUUCGGUGGGUUCAAUGCCAAUUGGACACGCUCGAAAAAUGUCGCUUUCUGACAACACUGUUGGACGCGCUGGGUCAUCUCCCGACGUCACUGUAUGCGACGUACGAGCGAUUACUUCAAGAUAUCGACGAGAGCGGCCCAGACGACCCUCUGAUCGCGCGGCGGGCACUGCAAUGGCUGGUCGGCUCGAAAAUUCCCCUCCAUAUAGAUCAACUCAACGACGCCUUAACGAUUGAGGUUGGCGAACCGGAUCUGCGCAGCUAUAACGUGCUAUCCUGGUCCGCGGUGCUCGACGUCUGCGGCUCUCUCGUUCUGUACGACCGGACGACGGGGUUUGCGAGUUUGUCGCACUCUACAGUCAAGGAAUUUCUUGAACAGGCGCCAUGGCUCGUCGCGAUCCCCGCGCUUCAGCCCAGUACCAGCAUCCGCUCCGCUCUGCACAAGAGCCUGGCUAUGCAAUGCUUGACGUACCUUCUCCUUGACGCCUUCGAGGCCGGCCACUGCCAGGACAUAGAAAGUUAUCGCACCCGCUGCUACGAUUACCCACUAUACGAGUAUGCAGCUGAGCACUGGUUCCGACAUCUCGGCCUCGUCGAAGCUUACGAUGAGGACCUAUACCGGGCUAUGAUGACUCUCGUAUGGGAGCGCAACGCGGAGAAGUGCAGGCAGGCUAUGUGCCAGUCUCACGAUGGCCGUGGUCGUUCGCGAUACGCCAUACCUGUCCCAUGGUAUUGGGCUAUUAUGACCAAUCGGGACUGGGUUAUCCGACGUAUGCUGCUCGAACACCCCGACUGGAUUUCCGCCGAUAAACUGGAUGGUUAUGUGUGCGAUGGUCAACCACUUGCUAUGGCCGCUGCUUUCCACUGUAUGCGGGCGGUCAGCACUCUCCUGGACCUUGGCGCAGAUGUCGAUGGAGACCGCUCCCGAUCUCCAAUAUUCUAUGCGGCAGAGUCGUUUGUGCAUUGCCCUUCUCCAGUCCGCCGCGACAUUAUCUACCAACUUAUGGAACACAAUCCCGACGUAAAUACCGUCGGGGGUUCGGUCUUCAAUCUACUCGUCUACAUGGGAGAGACUGAUAUUGUCCUCCGCUUCAUCGACCAAGGCUUCCGCCGGGACAUCGUGGAAGUUGCCGAUGGUGAAACGCCGGUGCACUAUGCUAUCGGAGGCCGACAGCUCGAUCUUCUUGGAAAGCUCAUUGAUCUGGGAUAUGACGUAGAUUGCAUCUCCUCAGGCGGAACGUUUCCACUGCAAUAUGCACUUGAUUUCGAAGAUUCAAAGAUGGUACAAUUGCUUCUCGACCGUGGCGCCGCAACGUGGACUCUGAACCCAGCCCGCAUACGCCAGCAGCCCUGGGCGGUCACGAAGCCUUGGUUCCCAGUCAUCAUAGAACCGUUUCGGCCAAGAAUCCCCCUAUCCAGCGAGCGCCUCCAUCAUGCCUAUGAUAUACUACGGCAUCUCCAUCUACCUUCCCUAAUUUGCCUACGUAUCAUGGACCUGGCAGAAUUUUGGGCUUAUGCUCCAGCAACUACUCACCGGCAUGACCCAAUCCUUUCUAGCUUGGGCGCUGGCAGUCCAUAUGCAACUGCCUCAGUUCCUGUUGGUGAAUUGAGGGCGGUGACCUUUGCUACGGAAUUUCAUGAUAUAGGCCCGCCAGUCAAGCGGUUACGGAUCCUCGUUACCCCUGUGGAUCCCAUUGCGCCGCACUCAUACAUCUGCAUUGAAGCUACUGUCGCUGCUGCGAGCUUCCCCCCACUUGAGCUCUGCGUCCACUGGGAGCCACUGGAAAAGACCUCGUUUACGUAUACUCUGGACUUCCGUAUGCCUCACGAGAAGGUAUCGCCUUGUGACAUACAAGUGGCAUUACUACUAAUUGGUAGUAAAGUGCGACACAUACGUGCGACGUUGAUAGAUCCGUUCGUUGAUUAUGUCGUCUACAACUUACCUACGAAUGCUAUCCAGAACGCUACACGACAACCGCUGCUUGAGGAAAAAACUUCAUCCAUCAUACCCGCAACCUCCUUCCUGAAGUGUGUCAGUGAAUUCCCGUCGCCCAAAAUCGACAGCCUGGGCGCGGAAGGUGCCGACGCGGUGGCGGAGUUGGGCUCGCUAGACAUCGACACUUGGACAAUCGACUGCCGCGUCAACGACCGCGAGACGCUUGUCGAGGAUGCCAAGCAUGCCCGCUACGCACACGCCGAGGACUCCGAGGCGCACGUUGAGGUCGUCGACUGCCGCGUUGACGACCCCGAGAGGCCUGUCGACAAACUCGAGAGACCCGUCGAUGGUGUCGGGUCCCCCGGCGUCGAGUCCGAGUGCCGCGUCAAGUUCCGCGGCGUCGACAAUCGCAGUGCAGCUGGCGUCGAGCACAAGAGCUCAGCUAGCGGCGUCGCCGAAACCGUAGGACAUGCAGACGCUCCAGCGGAAGAGGACGAGAGCAUGAGAGCCAACAGAAGUGAAGAUGUUUGAGCGGACGGGGACGAGGAGGCUAGAUCGAACGGACGCGGGAGGGGAAGGCUCGAAAGCAUUCGCACCUGCAGUCAGCAUGCUCGAACCUGCAAUUAAGCGGCUGGCCCAACGCCGAGGGAUGAGCAGCGCGCUCCUCUGAGGGAUGUGUGACAUGCCCCUCUGAGGUGUGUGCAGGGGGCGCCUCCGAAGGAUGGUCAGCGCGCGCCACCGACCGAUAGGCAGCGUCUCCCCUGCGAGGUCCGAGUGGCUCAUUCCUCGCGGUACCCCUAUAGUCUGAUGAGCGUACGCAGGA